Messenger RNA from Aspergillus sclerotioniger CBS 115572, 422 nucleotides. RefSeq lists its product as uncharacterized. The record is from RefSeq and is a predicted model, not a curated record. Lineage: Eukaryota; Fungi; Ascomycota; Eurotiomycetes; Eurotiales; Aspergillaceae. The transcript has a single exon. The coding region runs from base 115 to 369 and encodes 84 amino acids.
UUUCCUAGUUAGCGGGUACUGGUCUAAAAGCUGGGUUCAAAAAUUCAAAAGCUUCGUACAACCUGAUCUUGGUCACUAGCAUUGUAAUAUGUUUCCUAUAGUUUGGCAAUGUAAAUGUGUAUCCCGAGCUGCUGCCUCUCAGUGUUCGUUCUUGGAACUCCACUCGUUCAAAUCACUCAGUUCCUCUGUAGGCCUAGUGGCCUCGAUAGUUGUCCUGGCGCGAAGUGUUCGAUGAGGAUCCCUAUACAUGCACAUGACCUCGAAUAUAAUAUCAAUGAAUGCUUUUAUUCCUAUGGGUGUUAUGUUCAGUUUAUCCUUUUGGGUCUUUUGAUUCAUGUCUCCUUUUAUCCCUAUUCGUUGUAUGAAUAGUCUAAUGGUGUUAGAAUAUGCAAUAUGUACUCGUAUCUCGAGAUAUAUAUAUG